AAACGGAGUGUACCUCCUAAUGAACACUGGGCGGCACGAGGAUAAUCCGUAUAAAAGAGCAAACAUCAAAAGUGUAAACAGUUUUAUCGACUAAUGGAAUAGAUAGAAUGAGGCCGCAUCACUACGCUUCGACCGGCGCCGGAUUCGCUUACUCGCUCUUCAUACGUUCUUUUCUUUCACUCCUUCUGUCACUGUCAGGUCAGUAUCACAUUGUCAGUUGCGGUGGUAUGUUGUCGCGUAGCGACCGAAGCCGUAAGCGCGUGUUCAAUCCAAAACUUUGUUAUAAAACAUUGAAAAUAACCUAAAUGAGUAAAUUAACUAAGUAUAACAUACUUAAUCCAGUGUAAUAUCAACUGUUAUGUGUUUUCCUUACAAGUGUUAUUAAUAGAAGUUAUAUUUUCAAAAUAGAAUAUUGGUGAUGACUGACGACGAGCGUGUUGGGAUUGUGGCGAUGUUUGUUUAGUGUUUAUUAGUUGUGAUAGGUUUUAAUUGACAUAGUGAUGGCGGUCAACUUCAGCUUGUGUUUACUGCUUGUUGUGUACCGGGUGUCGGCGGUGUACUCCGAGAGCUUGGAUGUAACUUUGACCGAGGCAAAACCCGAGGUCUCCGAAGGCGUGCGGUGCUACUGCAACACGGCGCAAUGCGUGAGCACGGGCUACAUGUGCCGGUCUACCCGCGGGGGAGGAUGCUACAGCGAGUUGCCCGCGCCGCGCCGCCACCACGCCAGCCACGGUUGCCUUCAGCAUCUAGCUGACACGGCCGAAGAAGCAGUGUCCCGUUGCCAGAACUCACCGUCAGCAGACAUACGGCCGCCUUCAAGGGAGCAUUCGCUGCUACUGUGCUGCUUUAGGGACCUGUGUAACCAUGAGGACAGCCCGCUGGCUCGGGCCAGACUCAAUCUGACCCAUGACUCAGAAGGCAACACAAUAGCCAGCGACUGCGGCGCCAGCUACAACAGCGAAGUGUGGUUCAAAGCGGCCACCAUAGCAGUACCAGUGUGUGGCGCCAUCAUUCUGUUCCUGCUGGUGGCGGUGGCCGUGCGGUUACUCAAGGCGGAUGCCUUGCUACAUGCGGAUAGGAAGCUCAGAGGCGGCUACUCGUGCCCGCUGGCGCAGCCCUCGGAGGACGUGAAGAAGGUGUGGGUGGGCGCGGGCGCGGGCGGGGGCGCGCCGCUGCUGCUGGCGCCGGGCGGGGGCCGCCUCGUGGCCGUGGAGCGCGCCAUGCUGCGGGACGGCCCCGCCGCGCCCCUCUGUGAUAUACAGCGGUAGGCUGCCGAUGUCCGUACACCUGUCCUUAGGAACGAGACCGUACGCACUAAAGGGCUCUUCUAACUUUUUGCGCUGAGUGCCAUGGCCAGGUCUCCGCUUUUGCGGGCCGUAUUGUACGCAAUUUUGCGGGGCGGACUGAUAAGUUCGCGAGUUGUAGUUUGGAGAACCCUCCACUGAACUGGCUAUCGGGGCAUAUUAGUGUCUCGCACCCUUAUUAAGCUGUUGUUUAUGUCUUAGAUACUUACUGAUAUUUCGAUUGGCUGAUUUACACCCUAAUCUUGUUUUGUACCAGUUUUGCACUAAAAUGUCAGAUCGGUUGGACAAAUUUAAAUAAUCGAAUUGUGUAAUUUUCCAUAAAAACUUUUCUUUAGUGUGCAAUGUGCAUAAAUAAUCGAACUGUCAUAUUUUCGGGAUAUCAAAACCGUAAAAAUGUGUGAGCUUUACGACCCCGGCUGCCACUAUGGUUGACUACGAGUGUAUGUUGCCCAGCCAGGUUGUUUAAAAAAAAAGCAACGGUAGGAGUGGUUCCUUUUAUAAAUUGCAAGUGCUUACAAGGUCAUAAAGGUCAUAAUCUGAAGUGUCGGAUUUAUGGAAUAAGAGGAGCCCAUCUCUGGGUCGCGCUGUUGUAUUGGAUUAUGGUCUGAGUGGAUGUGGAAAUGUUUAUCUUAAAUACUUCGUUUUUCUUUAAUCAGCCAAUGUAAAUAACUGUUUCGAUGCUUAGUCCACUGCUUUUCCUAAUAUUUUUUUAUAUUAAAAGUAAAAUGGAAAAAUGUGCACCUCCGGCAAGACUCGAACUUGCGACUAUUGGAACACCGGUACAAUCGCUAUCGCUACUUCCAAUGCUCGCAAGUUCGAGUCUUGCCGGAGGUGUACAAUUUUCCAUUUUUCCUUUAAUAUAAAUAUUCGUAGUAUCGCUCAUAGACUCUUCUACUUGAUAAAAAAAAAUGUUUUACUAAUAUUGUCUCGCCAACAUAAGAGCAAUGGCGACUACAGCGUUUAAAUCCCUUUCGGUACACGGAGAAGCAUGUGUUCUGAUUUAAAGAUGAAUAAAAUUGCAAAGGGCAUUUGGUACCUGUAAGACACAUUGACUAAUUUACAAGCACCUGUAUAUCUUAAUAUUCAUAUCAAAUCAUCUUCAAAUCUAGGGUUGCAGGAACGAUUUCCUAUCCACACAAAUUGAUCUCAAAAAAAUGUAUACACUUCUCUUGUCAGUGACAGCGUGGCCCGAUGACAUACCAAAACAAUUGUGUAUAUAUCUUGUAUCGUUUAUAUAUGCGCUUUGUGUUCCUUUAAUAUAGUGUAUAUGUACCCUUUUUAGGUUUAAUUGAACCAUCCAGGCCUGUUAGUCACUGAUUCUUAGAUUUUUACUUAUUUAUUUGGAUUAUAAUUUCUUGGUACAUUUCCAUAAGUUGUUUUAUCUAUUUUAAGGCUUGAUAAUGUAGUUUAGAUACUGUUUUCUUUAAUUUAUUAAUACUUUAGUAAAUUUUAAAAUACGAGUACCUAUAUUAUCUUCUUCCUCGCGUUGUGGCAUUUUGCCAUUUUAAAAUAUAUUAUAAUUUUAUUUAAAAAAAAUAAGUAUGCCCCAUUUAUACGAUAUUUAGGUAAAGUGUAGUUUAAUAGAAAUGGCAAACCAAUUUACUUUCAUUUCUUCGUAAUAUCACACUUUUUGUGGACAAUCAUGAUUUUAUCUACAUAUUAUAUACUUAAAUCUUUUAUUUAUAUCAAUCAAUAGUCAAAGUUAAUGUUAAUUAUUAAUAUUACAAUGAAAACAACCAUCGUAAAACUUUAAGGUUAUACGUUAUUCUAAUAAAAUCUGUCAUAUUUGUUUCGAUUAUUUGCCAUUUCUAACUUCUAACUCCGCUUUACUUACUAUUCUUACGUCAAAGUAAAUGUUGAAAUCUUAUCUUUCUUAUGUACUGACUGGCCAGAUGGUUCUUAUGUAUUAUCGACUGACUUUCCUUAAGAUAUAUGUAAAGCGUGAAGUAUGUAUUCGGUUAUCGAUAAUAGACAAUCUACAUGUUCAAUGCAAUUCAAUUUCUGGUUUGAUUUUCGGAAAUAUUUUAAUAACUUCUAACAGAGAGUCUGGAGUUGCAGGAGUACAUAGGCUACGGAGACUGCUUACCAUCAGGCGGGCCGUAUGCUUGUUUGCCAUCGACGUAGUAUAAAAAAAAGGUAAAUAUACCUGUAUAUGUCAUAUAUUUUGCUUUAAGAUCUAUAUACAAAUGAAAAUUGAUCUUAUUGACAUCAUUUAAAUUCAAGGAAUAUUGUUCAAACCAAUUUUUUAGUUUUAUUUAAAUAUUUCCGUAAAUUGAUUUAUAUUCUUAUCUAGUUUUUCCCAUAUAUAUAGUCGAAAAAAUAUUCUUAGACCUACAUUGUAUACAUACUUUUGCAUGCAUUUCCUUUCCCAUGUACAUGACUGUAUUGUAUAAUGUGUAAAUAUAGUAUAUGUUAAGUUGUUACCUGUUACCUAUAUUAUAAUCACAAUGAAUUAUGUAAGGUGUUUCUGAGAGUUAAAUCCAUUUGGAGUUUGCUAGUCUUUAUUUAUCUGAUUUUUGCAUUGAUAUGCGAUUUUAUACUAUAAAUUAACUCCCGAUGGAUUUUGCUUGUGGUCGAAUAAAUGCAAUACCUUUUAGGUUUAAAAGCACACAUUAUUUAAGUCCAGUGUGAAUUUAAAUUUAUAUUUUUAAGAAUUAUUGUGCAUAUUUAAUUGUAAAUAAAAUUGAUGUUUGUGAUUUUUUUAAGGAUUAUUUUAACACAUGACACAAUUAUAAAAAUAAUAUAACACUCUUGCCACAUUGGCGACGGUCAAUACAGUGACAUUUAAAAAAAAAAAUUGUUCCAAACCGAAGGGUAAAAAAAAUAUUGGCUUGUAUAGAUAAAAAAUGUAUGACAUUCAAACAGGAAACUGUUAAAUAAAUAAAAUAACUAUUAAAAUCAAAUUUGUUUUUUUGCGGGUUAAAUUGUAAUUAUAGUCUGUCAAACCAUUUCCGUCAUUAGAAAAAAAGCGGCAAAUAUAAAAAAUAGGAAUUUAAAAAAGGAGAUAUUCUAUUGAAAAAGUUGUUAGACUGGCUUUAGUACAGUCAAGGUAUUAAAUAUCGACACGGACAAAGUGCCAAAAAUAUGUAUACACGACCUUAAUGCCUAUAAUUUAAGGCAGUGUAUACAUAUAUUUAGCACUAUCCGUGUGUAUAUUUAAUACCUUGUCUGUACAUAUGUGUGUAUUAUUCGGUUGUAAUAACAGAGUGACCUAUUUCGAUGUUAAUCCAUUUUCAACCGUAUUCAUAUCAGUUUAAGGUUACGUUUUGUCCGAAUAUUGUUGAGUUAGGUCCAUUUAAACGUGUGAUAUUUCUUCGACCAUACACAGAAUAAUACCAGAUGCUUCCCAAGGUGCCUUACUGUAACUGUAGUCAUACAUUAUGUAGGUGCAAUUAUAAUACUCCGUAAGCCUACGAUCUUAUGUAAAUAUAAUAAUUAUAAUGAAUUGUGUAAAGUUAAUAAAAAAGAAAUUAUUUUAUUACUGGA
This is a messenger RNA of Cydia pomonella (codling moth), 4790 nucleotides long. RefSeq names its product BMP and activin membrane-bound inhibitor homolog. Lineage: Eukaryota; Metazoa; Arthropoda; Insecta; Lepidoptera; Tortricidae. The coding region runs from base 501 to 1268 and encodes 255 amino acids. The transcript has 5 exons. The record is from RefSeq and is a predicted model, not a curated record.